This is a messenger RNA of Caenorhabditis elegans, 1700 nucleotides long. RefSeq names its product Gamma-aminobutyric acid receptor subunit beta (gene lgc-38). Gene Ontology annotation, molecular function: GABA-A receptor activity; transmembrane signaling receptor activity; monoatomic ion channel activity. Gene Ontology annotation, biological process: monoatomic ion transmembrane transport; monoatomic ion transport. The transcript is spliced from 14 exons. The record is from RefSeq and is marked reviewed. Lineage: Eukaryota; Metazoa; Nematoda; Chromadorea; Rhabditida; Rhabditidae. The coding region runs from base 80 to 1519 and encodes 479 amino acids. Gene Ontology annotation, cellular component: membrane; postsynaptic membrane.
UUCUGGCUCCCGAGGAGCCCAACACCAUCACCACCAUCACCAUCAUUGAGUGUGUCUACUCAUAUUGGUGACAGAAGAUAUGAUGACGUGGCUAUUAUGGUCACUACUCAUUGGUUAUGUGACAACAGAACAUCCACCGCUCAUGAAAAGUGACAAACUUAUCGAAUACGCACCACAAGCGAGCACAGAACCUACUUUAGGGGGCGAAAGUAACGAAAAUUUGGAAAACAAUGUGACAAGGUUAUUGGAUAAAUUGAUAGCAAGUCAUGAUCGGAGAAUUCGGCCUAAUUAUGGAGGUCCGCCUAUAGAAGUGAACAUCACUGCACAUGUGACCACAAUUAGUGCAGUUUCAGAAGUGUCGAUGGAUUAUACACUUGAUCUAUACCUUCGGCAAAUCUGGAAAGAUCCACGAUUAGCAUGGGAGUCUGAUGUUGAAGAUUCGUUGACCAUCGGAAUCGAUAUGGUCAAGACAAUUUGGACACCUGACACAUUUUUUCCAAAUGAGAAAAAAUCUUUUUUCCACGAGGCGACAUCACAUAAUUCAUUUCUGAGGAUAGACAACCAUGGAAAUGUAUUGAGAAGUAUUCGAUUAACAGUUACAGCAAACUGUCCAAUGAGUUUGCAUACGUUCCCAUUGGAUCGUCAAGAAUGUGCACUUGAGGUUGAGAGCUACGGCUACUCAACCAAGGACAUUAUCUACCAUUGGCACGGUACGAAUGCCGUGACAAUUGAUGAAAAUGUGCAUUUGGCACAUUUCACAAUUGGAGAACACAAGCAUAUUGAGAGAACAAUCAGUUUGUCAACUGGAAAUUAUUCACGACUGACUGCAUAUUUCUUGUUCAAACGGAAUAUUGGUUUCUAUUUAAUUCAGAUCUAUUUCCCAUCUUCACUGAUUGUCGUGAUAUCAUGGGUGUCAUUUUGGUUGAAUCGAGAAGCAGUUCAAGCUAGAGUUGCUAUUGGAGUAACAACUGUGUUAACCAUGACAACUCUGAUGACAAGUACCAAUGCUUCCCUUCCAAAAGUUUCAUACGUAAAAUCUCUUGAUGUUUUUCUUGGAGUUUGUUUUUUUAUUGUAUUUGCCUCACUUUUGGAGUACGCAGCAAUUGGAUAUUUGAUGAAGCGGAAUCGAAGUGUACCUGCUGCAUCACCGGUUCAAUAUUAUGAAACAGAGGAAUUUUUCGAAAUUCAAUGUCACCCGAAAUUUGUUAGAGGGGCUAUUAACUACUGUGAUGGUGUGCUGAAACGAGAAGCCAGCAGGAAAAAGAGUAGGAAUCGACGUGAUAGCUCUAUGAAAAACUAUCAAAAUAAUAACAUUCAUCAUCGACCAUCGGAUGGUCACGUAGAUCAACGGAUACCUCUUCUAUCAAUGGUUCCGAUGCCUCCUAUUCCAUUCAAACCACAGAAUGGAGCAUGGGGAAAAGUAAGACCAGCCCAGGUCGAUCUAUUCUCUCGUUUUGCAUUUCCCAUCUUCUUUGUAAUAUUCCAUAUCGUUUACUGGACAUAUUACAUAAAUCAAUAAUAUGUUUUGCAUUUCCCUUUCUACAAAUAUCUCAAAAUCCUAUGCAUUUGUGUCAUUCCUGACGGGUUUCCCAAUUCAUGGAACCCAGUUUUCUUCCCAUCUAUGUUUCUUUUCACGAAUCGUUGUAAUUUUUUCGAUAUAGUGCCUUUCUGUUGUUUGUUCUAUAAAUCAUUCCAUCUAA